Molecule: messenger RNA, 2573 nt
Organism: Anarrhichthys ocellatus (wolf-eel)
Lineage: Eukaryota; Metazoa; Chordata; Actinopteri; Perciformes; Anarhichadidae
Gene: cdc16
Product: cell division cycle 16 homolog (S. cerevisiae)
Exons: 18
Coding region: 155-2014 (619 amino acids)
Biological process (GO): anaphase-promoting complex-dependent catabolic process; cell division; protein ubiquitination
Cellular component (GO): cytoplasm; anaphase-promoting complex
Molecular function (GO): protein binding
Source: RefSeq, a predicted model, not a curated record
CCGUUGCAGAAAGAAGCCGCGGAUUUGAUUUUACGCCGCUAGCAAGCUAGCACUUACUGUUUUGAGCAUAGUUUUAUACACUGCAUUGUUUUUGUCUCUAAGAAUGGCACGCUUUUUAUAGUCAGAGCGAUAAUUGUAAAAAGGAAAACUCAAAAUGAAUCUCGACAGAAUUCGAAAGCGAGUACGGCAGUACAUUGACCAGCAACAGUAUCAAAGUGCUCUGUUUUGGGCCGACAAGAUAGCGUCCCUGUCUCACGAGGAUCCCCAGGAUAUCUACUGGCUAGCUCAGUGCCUUUACUUGACCUCACAGUACCACAGAGCCUCCCAUGCCCUCCGCUCACGGAAACUUGACAAGUUGUACGGAGCUUGUCAGUAUCUUGCUGCUAGGUGCCAUUAUGCUGCCAAAGAGUUCCAGCAGGCCUUGGAUAUCCUGGACACAGAGGAGUCAGCUUGUAAGAAGCUGCUGGACAGGAGUGCGAAAGAGGACAGUGGGACACCAGAGUCGGCCAAGGAUUGGGACAUGUCCCCUGCCGCUGUCAACAGCUCCAUCUGCCUCCUGCGGGGUAAGAUCUAUGAUGCCAUGGACAACAGACCACUGGCCACCUCGAGCUAUAAAGAGGCCUUGAAACUGGAUGUGUACUGCUUUGAAGCCUUUGACCUUUUAACGUCCCACCACAUGUUGACCGCUCAGGAAGAAAAAGACUUCCUGGACUCACUUCCUCUGAGUCAACAGUGCACUGAGGAGGAGGAGGAGCUAUUACACUUCUUAUUUGAGAAUAAGUUAAAGAAGUAUAACAAGCCCAGUGACUUGGUGGUGCCAGAGAUGGUCAAUGGUCUUCAGGACAACUUGGACGUGGUGGUGUCUCUUGCCGAGAGACAUUAUUAUAACUGUGAUUUCAAGAUGUGCUACAAACUCACCUCAACGGUGAUGGUUAAAGACCCCUUCCAUGCCAACUGUUUACCGGUCCACAUAGGAACUCUGGUGGAGCUUGGAAAAGCAAACGAAUUGUUUUACCUCUCGCACAAACUUGUAGACUUGUAUCCCAACAACCCAGUAUCCUGGUUUGCUGUCGGGUGCUACUAUCUCAUGGUGGGCCAUAAAAACGAGCACGCUCGGCGGUACCUCAGCAAAGCCACCACACUGGAGAGGACGUACGGCCCUGCAUGGAUCGCCUAUGGUCAUUCUUUUGCGGUGGAGAGUGAGCAUGACCAAGCCAUGGCAGCAUACUUCACUGCUGCGCAGCUGAUGAAAGGGUGCCACUUACCCAUGCUUUACAUCGGCCUGGAGUACGGUCUGACCAACAACUCCAAGCUGGCAGAGCGUUUCUUCAGCCAGGCUCUCAGUAUCGCUCCAGAGGACCCGUUUGUCAUACACGAGGUGGCGGUGGUUGCCUUUCAAAAUGGAGACUGGAAGACGGCAGAGAGGUUGUUUCUCGAUGCAAUGGAGAAGAUCAAAGCCAUAGGAAACGAGGUCACGGUGGACAAAUGGGAGCCUUUGUUAAACAACUUGGGUCACGUGUGUCGGAAGUUGAAAAAGUACGACCAGGCUCUGGAGUACCACCGUCAGGCUCUGGUGUUAAUUCCUCAGCACGCCUCCACCUACUCGUCCAUAGGAUAUGUGCACAGCCUCAUGGGAGACUUUGAGAGCGCUAUCGACUACUUUCACACGGCACUCGGACUGAAAAGGGACGACACGUUCUCUGUGACGAUGCUCGGCCACUGUAUUGAGAUGUACAUCGGUGACACAGAUGCCUAUAUAGGCACGGACAUCAAUGACAAGGUGCGAGGUGGCUUGAACACUCCGGCGCUGAUCAAGAUGCUGAACACGUCGGAGCCCGGCGACCUCCUGGCCACGCCCAGAUUGGAAGACGCCAACAUCACGUCCUUGGAAACGCCGCUGUCCAAUCAGGACAAGAUGAUGCUGGAGACACCUCUGCGACUCUCCCUGACCCUCGAGUGCGACAUGUACGAGAGCGACAUGAUGCUGGACACCUUGUCGGACGCCAGCACGUGAUCUCAUCCCGUCGCGAGGCGGAACUGUCGCAGCAACGGGUUGUCAUAGGUACACAUAUCAGAGCCCAGGGACAGCUAUUGAACCGAAACUCUGGCACGUGUCCUCCACCAAUGGUUCCCUGUGGAUUCUCCCUCUUGUGCAUUAGAUAUGGUUGUUCCUGUAAGUGACAAAACACAGAACAUGCCGUCGUAAACAUUAUGAGCGUGGGUAAAAGUGUGUGAAUUGCUAUACAGCGCCUGUUGUAUUCAUUUUGCAAGAAUGCACUUUAAAAGGGGGAAUUAACAUGUGCCUCGGUGAAGGGGUUGAGUACUUGGACCUUGGGUUGAGCCCGGAGACCCCGGGAACAUGUGGCCCUCUGACACUUGACUGAGCAGAGCAAACACAGCCGCACACCUCGCAUCGUAUCUAACAGACUAAAAGUCACUUAUUACUGCCUAUGGCAGGAGCCUCCGUGUUACUCGACCUGUGGAUUUAAUAAAGAGCCAGCUUAUUACAAGCAGUUUUUGGUGAAAACUAUUCCUGGUGAUUACUUAAAUAAACCAUGCAUUUAUCUUAAAAG